This is a messenger RNA of Peromyscus eremicus (cactus mouse), 2268 nucleotides long. RefSeq names its product zinc finger translocation associated (gene Zfta). The transcript has 5 exons. Lineage: Eukaryota; Metazoa; Chordata; Mammalia; Rodentia; Cricetidae. The record is from RefSeq and is a predicted model, not a curated record. Gene Ontology annotation, biological process: negative regulation of DNA-templated transcription. Bases 1 to 2091 code for a protein of 696 amino acids.
AUGGAGCCCGGCGGGGACCACCGGAGCCGGAGCGGCGGCGGCGGCGGCAGGGGCGGCCCCGGGCCCGCAGUGUCCUCGGCACGGGGCCGACGGCUGCCGCCCGCUGCGGCGAGCGGCGGCGCGGAGCCCGAGGAGGACGACGGCGAAUGUGUCUCCCUUUUCCCUUCUUCAGGACAAGCUCUUCAGCUGGAAGGGGGUGCCUUGGGGUCCUGGGGAAGUACCCCCCUACCCUCCUCCAGGGCCAGGGGACCAGCAUCUUCAGGCAGGAAAUACUCAGAUCAUUGUGAGGCUCGGGCCUCGAGGCCUGGAAAGAGCCGCAUCCCUGGCAGGGACCAUCGUCGCUACUACCAUGACCACUGGCGACUGGAGUACCUGAUGGAUUUCAUUCCCUCCCGGCACGGCAUGGUGUGUAUGGUGUGUGGCAGCUCCCUGGCCACCCUCAAGCUCAGCACCAUCAAGAGGCACAUCCGCCAGAAGCACCCCUACUCCCUCCAUUGGAGUCCCCGAGAGAAGGAAGUCAUCAGCAGCAGCUGGGAUGCCCAUCUGGGGCUGGGGGCCUGUGGUGAGGCUGAGAGCCUGGGGGCCCAGGGGGCUGAGGAGGAGGAGGAGGAAGAUGAAGAGGAGGAGGAGGGGGCCAACCUUCAAGCUUGCCCACCCAAGGGCCCAGGCAAAGCCCCAGCUGGUGGGGGCUGCCGGCGCCAGCGGCGAGGGGUUCGAGGGGGCCCAGUGGCCCCUCGGCGCCGGCGGCUCUCGGCCUCCCGAAGGGCUGGGGGCAGCAGGGGGCUGGGGGCCCGGCGCCUGGAGCGGAGGCUGAAGGAGUCCCUGCAGAACUGGUUCCGGGCCGAGUGUCUCAUGGACUACGACCCACGGGGGAAUCGGCUGGUGUGCAUGGCCUGUGGCCGGGCACUGCCCAGCCUGCACUUGGACGACAUCCGUGCUCACGUGCUGGAGGUGCACCCCAGCUCCCUAGGGCUCAGUGGCCCCCAGCGCAGUGCCCUGCUGCAGGCCUGGGGUGACCAGCCUGAGGCUCUGACCGAGCUCACCCAGUCCUCACCAGACGAUGACCUCGUCCCCCAGGACCUGACCAGAAAGAGCCGGGACUCGGCCCCCGCUGCUGGAGCCCCCUCCUCUCAGGAUCUCAGCCCCCCAGACGUAAAGGAAGAGGCUGGCUGGGUGCCUGAGAGGCCCGGGCCGGCAGAGCAGGAGGAGGAGGAGGCGGAGGAGGGCGAGGGCGAGGGCGAGGGCGAGAGGGCGGGCAUCCCGGUCCGGCCUCGGAGGGGCCGAGACCAUCGCCGCCACUACCAGGAGCGCUGGCGGCUGGAGUACCUCAUGGAGCUGGACGGCUGCCGGCGCGGCCUGGUGUGCAUGGUGUGCGGGGGCGCGCUGGCCUCGCUCAAGAUGAGCACCAUCAAGCGACACAUCCGCCAGCGCCACCCGGGCUCCACCAGCCUCAGCGGGCCAGUCAAGGCCCUCAUCGCCCAGGAAUGGAGCGAGAAGGCUGCACACCUGCUGGCUUUGGGGCUGCCCAGCCCGGAGUCCCCCAACGACCCUGUCGCCCCCAGUGCAGCCUCGGCCUCUGAGGAGGGGGGAGGGGCAGAGGAGGCGGAGCCAGAGGAGGAGUGGUGGGGCGACGCGCCGGUGUCCCCCGGGGCACCAUCGGAGCGGCCGGCUGAAGAAGAGGAGGAUGAAGAUGACGGUCAGGAGCCUGGGGGGCUGGCCUUCCCGCCGCUGCCAUUGCCCCCGCCGCCCCCGCCCCCGCCGCCGCCGCCGCGCAGCCGGGAGCAGCGGCGCAACUACCAGCCGCGCUGGCGGGGCGAGUACCUGAUGGACUACGACGGCAGCCGGCGCGGCCUGGUGUGCAUGGUGUGCGGGGGCGCGCUGGCCACGCUCAAGGUGAGCACCAUCAAGCGACACAUCCUGCAGGUGCAUCCCUUCUCCAUGGACUUCACCCCGGAGGAGCGCCAGACCAUUCUGGAGGCCUAUGAGGAGGCUGCACUGCGCUGCUACGGCCACGAGGGCUUCGGGCCACCGGCCCCGGCGCCGCGGGACGGCAGUGCAGACCUGAAGCCGGGCGCGGUUUGUCGCGCGUAGCACUCGCCCUGCGCUGGCCUGGCCCUUGGGCUGAGAGACCCUGAUGUCAGGCGUUGGGCUCCCCCUCCCCGCUGGCCGGGCUGGACCGGGGUUGCGGAUGGGGAGGCGCCGCCACUGUCCCCGGUGGCACUCUGAUGUGCCGCUAGCCCCUGCGCUGCUGGUGCACACUGGCCCCGG